Messenger RNA from Paecilomyces variotii, 1097 nucleotides. RefSeq names its product Tat binding protein 1-interacting protein-domain-containing protein. Lineage: Eukaryota; Fungi; Ascomycota; Eurotiomycetes; Eurotiales; Thermoascaceae. Gene Ontology annotation, biological process: meiotic strand invasion involved in reciprocal meiotic recombination; meiotic joint molecule formation; homologous chromosome pairing at meiosis. Gene Ontology annotation, cellular component: condensed nuclear chromosome; DNA recombinase auxiliary factor complex. The record is from RefSeq and is a predicted model, not a curated record. Bases 173 to 919 code for a protein of 248 amino acids. Gene Ontology annotation, molecular function: double-stranded DNA binding; recombinase activator activity. The transcript has 9 exons.
AUCAUAUGAACUGAGACGUAGUGCCCCUCCAGCUGGCUCUUGAAUUUCAUAUUGGGGAGGAGUCCAAAAAAGUUGUAAACACGUGACUACUUCUGUCCAGCACAUUACAGUUAGUUAGCAUCUGCUCGAGGGAGAAUCCCUCGAGCAAAUCCAUAUCACAUCCAUCUAGCUCAUGAUCGAUCUUCUUUGUGCACGCGUGCCACGCCUUAUUAUACUGAAAUUCUCAAUAUAUUCUCAUCCUAGGCUGAAUCUUCCGACCAAUUUACGUAUCCUCACUAUGGCUCCGAAGAAAGGAGGGUCUGAGAAAGUCCCAGGAGAGAAUGGUUCCGUGAUGAUUUUAGAUUAUCUGCGGAAGCAAAAUCGCCCGUAUUCAGCCAUUGAGAUCUCGACUAAUCUCCAGAAUAAAGUUACGAAAGCAAACGCUGUGAAGAUCUUAAAGGACAUGCAUGAGAAAGGACAGAUUGAAGGACGCGCCGCUGGCAAGCAGCUCGUGUAUCACGCACUUCAAGAUCCUACGGAUGAUGUCACGCCCGAGGCAUUAGCUAGGAUUUCCGAUGAGAUUGAGCAGUUGGAGAAACAGCUUGCAGAUUACAAAAACAGGGAGAAGGGAUUGAAAUCAGAACUGUCCCGUAUGGGCACCACCGUCUCGUUCGCUGACUUGGAACAGAAUGUAUCCAAGCUCGAAGACGAGACGAGGAGCAUUCACCUCCGUCUCAAAGAGUUAUGUAACGACGACACUGCAGAGGUGUCUAUGGAGGAAAAGGCCCAAACUGAAAAGGAAUGGAAGAUGUGGCAGCGGCAUGCUGCAGUUCGCGAAAGGAUCUGCCGUCACCUGUGGGAGAGGUGCACGGAAGUUAUGAGUGAAGAUACCACCAAAGAGGAGCUAUGGGAAUCUUUGGGACUCGGGGGGUCGAUCUGACGGACACUUGUAUCGGGAAGAAUGCUCUAUCCGGGGGGGUUGGCUGAUAUUUUUUCUGUCUGAACUUUCGAGAAGCAAGCAACUCUUCAUGUGCAACCGGAUGGGGAAUAAUAAACGCUAUUCUCCGUGAUCCACGCGGAGGAUUGACAUGGGGACUAUGUAUGAGCCACGGGGCCAG